GUCUACUAGUAUCCUAAUCUACGGGACGUACCGGUACGUAAGGUACUCGUACUUCACGAAACGAUUCCCCGCCUUAACGGUCUGUUUGGAAAAUUGAAAGACAACUUUGAAAACUCGUUGUACGCGUAAUGGAAGAGCUGUUCACAAAUUCUACGCAUAAGGUAGCAUAUUGUGCGGACAAAGAUUACAUUGUUGAUCAUGGGCUGCUGCUGUUCUUGCGAUGGCAAGGACGGUGACAAAGCGAUAAAGGAAAGCGAAUUGGUGGAGCGGGAGACGCCACAACAAACCAUUAAUGUUGCCAUGAGUAAUCCAUCGAUACAGGUAACGAAUCACCUUUGUGUCACAGGAUCAGGCCUUGCAUUGAUUGGGACGGCUUUGGAGCAAGAUGCUGCUUACUGGGAAUAUCAUGUAACCUUACCAGCAAGGAAACACGUCGAUACCAUUUUAUUUGGAGUGAGCAGCAAGAAAGAUAGAAAGUUUUACAAGGAGAUAGAUGGGAAGGGGGGGGGCGAGAAAGAAGGUCCGUACUUGAAAGCUCCAAAUCUAUUAUUGUUUUGCAAUAGUAAAGUCGUAUCUUGAUAUUGAGUUUGUUACAUCUUCCAAAAUCUGAACUACGAUGUAUUAAACAGCCUGACAUAUCUGGACGACUAAUCAAUGUAAUUUUGCUUUGUUUUUGAUAGGGGUUCCUUCAGAAGGUAACGGGACGAGCUGGAUGAGAUGCGUCGAAGGCCUCCAGAACGGCGAUAUCGUAGGAAUAGCUAUGCAGCAAUCAGGUAAGUUAAUUUUUCAGCUCUCUGACAAACGACCAGAUGAUGUGAUGUACUUAACACUUUGUGCCAUAUGUUAAUAUCAAGUUCUCUCACUCGACUUUCAUUAUCAAAGACUUACCAAUGGUGCAAUUUUUUCACAACGGAGAACCUCUCUAUGACAUCGCCGUGAACAGGUAAGAACUACUACAAUAAGUGAAAACAACGACAUUGCUCCGUCUGAAAUGGUCCGGGCGUUCCUUUUUGUCUCACCAAGUCUCCCAUUUCAAAUUCCCGUAUAUUGUCUUUCAGAUUCCGAGGAACCGUUUACCCAUCAGUUUGUCUUCCGAUGUCAAUCGAUAUCGAGUUGAAAAUCACAGUGGUUGUAGCCGAGAACAAGUUCCAGCACAUGUCCCCGGCUGCAAAAUUCGGCCCAAUUAUUGAGGCUAGAAGUAUCGUAUGACAUGGUGAAUUUGCUAGAUAUUUCAAAUAGUUACACCCAUAACCAAAAAAAGAAGACGACGAUUGGCAGCUUCUACUAGUGCUCCCAAGUUACUACGCUUUAACUAAAACCUUCUUCACUAUCAUCAUACCGAACCCUGCAGCCGCUAUGGAACAGAUAUUAUUUGUCGCUACAUACGCCAAUGCCCUAGUGGUUCUACCCUCUGAUAUCCAGGUGACAACAUCAAACGAAAAUGUGCUGAAGGUAGUGAAGCUACGAGCAAGGUACACGGAAUGAAACAGUUAGAUCCGA
Molecule: messenger RNA, 1500 nt
Organism: Pseudo-nitzschia multistriata
Lineage: Eukaryota; Bacillariophyta; Bacillariophyceae; Bacillariales; Bacillariaceae
Source: the annotation of a GenBank genome assembly